AUGGUCCGCCUCAGGACCUCAACGCCCCCUUUAUCCUCAGACGCUUUUCGGCUCUUACGCAAAACGGUCAUGCCGUCAGAUAGUUCAACUUCGUCAUCUUCGGAAAGUGAUUCUUCAGCCUCUCGCCGUUCUCGUCGUUCAAGACGGGAGCGUCGUCCAGCCCAAGAUCGGCCGGAUCGUUCUCGCAGCCCACGUCGCGGAUCUCGAGCUCCAGACGAGGCAGAACAGGAGAGGUUGGAGCGUGAACGGAGGGAACGGUCUAGAGAAAGGUUGGAGCGAAUCGUGGAAGAAGAUCGUUUAAGGAGAGAGCAGUCAGAAGAACGGCGAGCUCAACAAAAUCAGCCAAGAGAUGGACAACCGGCAGAUGGGCAGCAGCCAGGAGAUGAGCAGCCAGGAGAUAGGCAGCCAGUUCAGCCGCCGGGUCAAGAAUCGAAGCAGUUCAAAUUCACGGUGGCCAGGAAGAGAAUGAAGGUCUUCAGGAACUGGAUGACAACCUCUUUAAGCGCGCCGGAAGCCAGAAAUCUUCGUGAUAGUUUCAUUCCGAGUUUCCCUAACUCUGGUUUUGAUUUAGUUUGUCCCCAGGUAGACUCUUCUUUUUCUCGCCGCUUCAAAGACAUUAAAACUCCAGAGAUGUCCAAGGCGGAGGCUACGGAAAGGUCCCUGAAAGCUGAACAGUACAAAAUUUUGGAUGUAGCGCGUCCGCUUUUAUUCCUGAGAGAAAAAAUUGCGGAAUCCGCAGAUUUGAGAGAUUCUCCAUUGGCAGAAGCAGCAGAUACGGCCCUGCGUCUCUGGGGCCACACGUUUCACAAUGUGACUACCAGCCAACGGGAAAAUUUGCUGAAAGUUUCGGAUCCGAAAUUUCUCUCCUUGUUGAAGGAGCCCCACCGUUUCAAGCCGCGGGAGUGCGCUUCGCUUUUUGGUCGACACUUCAUCAAGAACAUGGUGAAGGAGGCAACAGACGACCAAACUCUUAGAAGCAUUAGUAGCAGCCAUAGCUCGUCAUCAAGGCCUAGAGCGGGCAGCAGCGGUUAUCGUGGCACCUCAUCAAGAUCUCAUCGUGGAGGAAAUUUCGGUCAAGGAGGCUAUAGCAACGGCUAUAACGGCGGCUCAUCCGGCACCUUUAACAGGAGCAGAGGAAACCACUCAAUCAGAUCUGCAAUCCAGAUGGAAACGGGAGUCCAGCGACUGGAAGCUCAAGACGUCCAUCUUUUCCCAGCUGUCGGAACUGUGGGCACCGGAAGUGGAUUUAUUUGCAUCCCAUUGGAACCGGCAAGUGGCGCGGUUUAUGAGCUGGAAACCCCAGCCGGAAUCGGUGGCGUUGGACGCUUUCACUCAGAAUUGGAAGAAUCUGAAAGGAUACGCGUUUCCCCCGUUCAAUCUGAUCCACCGAUGCUUGAUCAAGAUCAGGAGGGACAGAGCGGACGUGCUGAUGGUAACCCCAGUGUGGCCGUCUCAGCCGUGGUGGCCAACGAUUUUGGAGCUGUCCUGUCGGCCGGCCCGCAUUUUGAUACCGAGCGAGGACCUGUUGCUGGACGCGACGGGCACCAGCCACCCACUCCUAGUGCGAGGGUCCCUCCUGUUGGCCGCAUGGAUCUUAUCAGGCGACGAUAUGAAAACCGAGGCCUUUCGGAGGGAGUGGUGCAAUUACUCCUGGCCAGCAAUCGCGAAACCACAUCAGCUACUUACAAAAGUGCCUGGAACGUUUGGUUCCAUUGGUGCUCUAAGAGGAGUGAAAAUCCCUUGUCUCCUACUCUAAAUUUGAUUUUGAAAUUUUUAUCGGAUCUUUUCGAAGAAGGUAAAGCGUACAGGUCAAUAAAUGUGUAUCGGUCAAUGUUGUCCGGUACGCUGGAAAAGAUAGAGGGCUGGGAUGUAGGUAAACACCCUCUGGUUGUCAAACUGAUGCAAGGAAUUUUUAAUUCUUCCCCUCCCAAACCAAAGUAUACUGGGUUUUGGAGCACAGAUACAGUUUUGGAUUAUAUCGAGUCGCUAGGCCCCGAUAGCGGGUUGAGCCUAGCAGUUUUAUCUAAGAAAUUAGUAAUUUUGUUGGCUCUCACUUCCUUGUUUAGAGUUUCGGAGAUUGCAUCUAUUGAUUUUUCGUCUAUGGUUUUCUCAGGGCCGGCAGUGAAGUUCGCCUUGUCAAAGCUCAGAAAGUCGCAGACACCUAGCUCAGCAGGAGCGAUCUUCUCCUUAAAAAAGCUCACGGUUUUGUCAAACGUCUGUCCAGUCUCGUGUCUUGAUUAUUAUUGUAAAGAAACACGCAAGUUCAGGAAUGAUUCUAACUCUAAUCUUAUGUUAAGCAUUAAAUCCCCCCCACGCCCCGAUCGGCGCUUCAACGGUGGCCAGAUGGAUCAAAGAUUUUCUGGGCGACGCAGGAAUUGA
Molecule: messenger RNA, 2379 nt
Organism: Daphnia pulicaria
Lineage: Eukaryota; Metazoa; Arthropoda; Branchiopoda; Diplostraca; Daphniidae
Exons: 2
Coding region: 1-2379 (792 amino acids)
Source: RefSeq, a predicted model, not a curated record